UAAACGCUUCUCGUUUUGCCUCCUCUGUCGUCUCUUCUCUCUCUGAGAAAACCAAAGAGGGAGAGAAGAAAUGGUAGCACCUGUCAUGUCCUCAUUCCAAACCCUAGAAUAGUAGAAUCCACUUUCUUUGCAAAUCCAUAAAUACCCUCACUCACUCUCUUUCUUACGAAAAAUAAAAACCCAAAAUUCUUAGAAAGAGAGAAACAUUAACACAAGCAACAAACGCAGCACAAACCCGAACGAAAAGCACCACUUUCUCUCUCAUUUUGUCUCCGAUUCUCGGCUUCCAAUCAGGUCCCAUUCCUCUCUUCCUUCGCACCGAAGUUCCAAUCGGUACGUUGCUUCUCCCUUCCCUAAUCGCUAAUAGUUAAUCUCCUUCCAUUUCUUGCAUCGCUGUUUUGUACUUGAAUAGUACUCAUGCUUCGUGAGCUAGGGUUAGGGUUUUUCCUUGUCCUGAUUCCCUUGAUCGUUGCGCGGUUUCUGUAUCUUGCUUUUGACUUCGAUCCACUUGGCGAUCGCGGUGUUAGUUCUUGGUUCUUGAUUGCUUUUCUUGUUGCUGUGUUGACGGUUCGGUUUCGUGGCGUGUUCAGCAGUUCACUGCACUAUAUGCUUCCAAGAAAGAGACCCUGCGAAGGAGAGGUUGUAGAAGAAGAGACCGACAACAGUUCCUUUUCCAAGAAGAAUCGGAUCGCCGCCGCAACUGCCGAUUCCACGGUGAGGAACGGUGACCGGAGCUUUAGCGGCAGCGACAAUAACAGCGACAGCGGGAACUUGCGUGAGGGAGCGUUAGCUAUGGCUUUAGGCGAUUCCAACCCGCCAGAUAUCGAUGAGGAUCUGCACAGCCGUCAACUUGCCGUUUAUGGUCGAGAGACCAUGCGGAGGCUCUUUGCUUCUAGCAUCCUCGUCUCAGGGAUGCAGGGUCUUGGCGUCGAGAUUGCAAAGAAUCUCAUUCUCGCUGGUGUCAAAUCUGUGACUUUGCAUGAUGAGGGGACUGUAGAGCUGUGGGAUCUGUCCAGUAAUUUUGUGUUUACAGAAGAAGAUGUUGGUAAAAACAGGGCAGUGGCUUCUGUAAGUAAAUUGCAGGAGCUCAACAAUGCAGUGGUUGUCCAGAGCUUGACAACUGGGCUGACAAAGGAGCUCCUUUCUAAGUUUCAGGCUGUUGUUUUUACUGAUAUUAGUCUGGAAAAAGCCUUUGAGUUCAAUGAUUACUGUCACAGUCAUCAGCCUCCUAUUGCUUUUAUUAAAGCUGAAGUUAGAGGCCUUUUUGGUUCUGUGUUUUGUGAUUUUGGGCCUGAGUUCACUGUUUUUGAUGUUGAUGGAGAAGAACCCCAUACUGGCAUAAUUGCAUCCAUAAGCAAUGACAAUCCCGCUCUAGUAUCUUGUGUUGAUGAUGAGAGGCUUGAGUUUCAGGAUGGAGAUCUUGUUGUAUUCUCUGAAAUUCAUGGUAUGAAAGAAUUGAAUGAUGGAAAGCCAAGAAAGAUUAGAAAUGCUAGAGCAUAUUCUUUUACUCUUGAAGAAGACACCACAAAUUAUGGUAUCUAUGAGAAAGGUGGUAUUGUCACGCAGGUCAAACAACCGAAGGUAUUGAACUUUAAGCCACUCAGGGAAGCACUCAGUGAUCCCGGCGAUUUUCUUCUGAGUGAUUUUUCAAAGUUUGAUCGCCCAACUCUCCUUCACUUAGCAUUCCAGGCUUUGGAUAAGUUCAUUUCUGAGUUAGGUCGCUUCCCUGUUGCUGGUUCAGAGGAAGAUGCACAGAAGCUUAUAUCUUUUGCCACUAGUAUUAAUGACAACUCAGGUGAUGGGAAAUUAGAAGAUAUAAAUCCCAAACUUUUGAGACACUUUGCUUUUGGUGCUAGGGCAGUAUUGAACCCUAUGGCUGCCAUGUUUGGUGGAAUUGUUGGACAAGAGGUUGUCAAGGCAUGCUCUGGGAAGUUUCACCCCCUUUUUCAGUUUUUCUACUUUGACUCUGUGGAAUCACUCCCUUCAGAACAAGUGGACCCAAAUGAUUUCAGGCCAAUAAAUAGUCGUUAUGAUGCACAGAUUUCAGUAUUUGGACGGAAGUUACAGAAUAAAUUGGAGGAUUCUAAGGUUUUUGUUGUUGGAUCUGGUGCUCUGGGAUGUGAAUUUUUGAAAAAUCUUGCUCUCAUGGGAGUUUCUUGUGGAAGUCAGGGGAAGUUGACUAUUACUGAUGAUGAUGUGAUAGAGAAGAGUAACCUAAGCAGGCAGUUCCUUUUCCGUGAUUGGAAUAUUGGACAGGCUAAGUCCACAGUUGCUGCUUCAGCUGCUGCAUCUAUAAAUUCUAGUUUUAAUAUUGAAGCUCUACAAAAUCGAGUUGGCACUGAAACUGAAAAUGUGUUUAAUGAUACCUUCUGGGAAAACUUGAGUGUUGUAAUAAAUGCACUGGACAAUGUGAAUGCAAGACUAUAUGUUGAUCAGAGAUGCUUGUAUUUUCAAAAGCCUCUUCUUGAGUCCGGAACUCUUGGAGCUAAAUGCAAUACCCAGAUGGUCAUUCCCCACAUAACUGAAAACUAUGGUGCAUCAAGAGAUCCACCUGAGAAACAGGCACCCAUGUGCACUGUACACUCAUUUCCACACAACAUCGACCAUUGCUUGACAUGGGCGCGAUCAGAGUUUGAGGGUUUACUUGAGAAAACUCCCGCUGAAGUAAAUGCAUAUUUGUCUAACCCAAUUGAAUAUACUAAUGGAAUGACAAAUGCUGGAGAUGCUCAAGCAAGGGAUAACUUGGAGCGUGUUCUUGAGUGCCUUGACUCAGAAAAGUGUGAAAAUUUUGAAGAUUGCAUUACUUGGGCUCGGCUAAAAUUUGAGGAUUAUUUUGCUAACCGGGUGAAGCAGUUGAUCUACACUUUCCCUGAAGAUGCUGCAACCAGUACUGGAGCUCCUUUCUGGUCUGCACCAAAAAGAUUUCCUCAUCCGCUACAGUUGUCUUCCUCUGAUCUGGGUCAUCUACACUUUGUGAUGGCAGCUGCUAUUUUACGGGCAGAAACAUUUGGUAUCCCAAUCCCUGAUUGGGUGAAGAACCAGAGGAAGGUGGCUGAAGCUGUUGAUAAGGUGAUAGUACCUGACUUUCAACCCAAGAAAGAUGCAAAAAUAGUAACAGAUGAGAAAGCCACCACUCUCUCCACUGCUUCAGUGGAUGAUGCAGCGGUUAUUAAUGAUCUAAUAAUCAAAUUAGAGAGGUGCCGGAGUAAUCUGCCACCAACAUUCAGAAUGAAACCUAUUCAGUUUGAGAAGGAUGAUGAUACAAACUACCAUAUGGAUGUUAUUGCUGGGCUUGCCAAUAUGAGGGCUCGGAAUUACAGCAUUCCUGAGGUUGACAAACUUAAAGCCAAGUUUAUUGCUGGAAGGAUCAUUCCUGCAAUUGCAACCUCAACUGCCAUGGCCACUGGUCUUGUCUGCCUGGAGCUCUACAAAGUUUUGGAUGGGGGGCACAAGGUUGAAGACUACAGAAAUACCUUUGCUAACUUAGCACUGCCUCUUUUUUCAAUGGCCGAACCUGUUCCACCGAAGGUUAUCAAGCAUCAAGAUAUGAGUUGGACUGUUUGGGACAGAUGGAUUCUUGGAGACAAUCCUACCCUCAGGGAACUUCUGCAGUGGCUGAAGGCAAAAGGCUUGAAUGCUUAUAGUAUUUCUUGUGGAAGUUGCCUUCUCUAUAAUAGUAUGUUCCCUAGGCAUAAAGAGCGAAUGGACAAAAAAAUUGCAGAUCUAGCUAAGGAAGUAGCCAAGCUGGACAUUCCUUCAUACCGUCGUCACUUGGAUGUUGUUGUGGCAUGUGAGGAUGAUGAAGAUAAUGAUAUUGACAUCCCUCAAAUAUCAAUUUAUUUUCGUUAGGUUGCUUUCAUCUUGUAAGAGGUGUGUUUGAGACUUAUAGGUAAAAAGGACAGCAAGUUUGAUUCUCAUGCUCCAUAUUCAUAAUGGAUAAAGGCACAUUCUUGACCAUGUCAAAGUUCAUAUAUGAAUUGAAAGAGCAACUUUCAUUCGUAGUACGUUGUCUUUCUUUCAAUGCUUUUGGGAUCUUUCUUCAAU
Messenger RNA from Abrus precatorius (Indian licorice), 4044 nucleotides. RefSeq names its product ubiquitin-activating enzyme E1 1. The transcript is spliced from 6 exons. The record is from RefSeq and is a predicted model, not a curated record. NCBI's taxonomy places the organism in Eukaryota, Viridiplantae, Streptophyta, Magnoliopsida, Fabales, Fabaceae. Gene Ontology annotation, biological process: ubiquitin-dependent protein catabolic process; DNA damage response; protein ubiquitination. Gene Ontology annotation, molecular function: ubiquitin activating enzyme activity. Gene Ontology annotation, cellular component: cytoplasm; nucleus. The coding region runs from base 418 to 3849 and encodes 1143 amino acids.